GGGCGGUGAUCGGACUUUCAUGAGGGUGGGACAUGCAAUGAUAAAAAGCUGUCUUUAGCACUUCCUGGUCCACUUUAGAAACACGCCAUCAACGCAGCGGCUACAUUAUGUCCGACAAUGAAUGGAAAAGAAGAUGUCAGAACGAGUGGAACAUCACAGGCAUAUCUAUGCCCGACUCCGUGGACUGGAAGUUCGUCUAUGAAGCGAAACCACUCGGCAGAAAUUUGUUGAAGAACCCGGCGCCUCACGGCGUGACUCAUGACAGCCCGCCUCCUGAGCCUGAACUGACAGGAGUGCCCAGAGAUGAACCUCCUCGUUCAGAGCCAGAAGGUGACUACACUGGCUGGACCACCAGCGUAGAGGACCUUCCCUAUGACACCAGUGGCAUACCGCCAGGGGUUGUCGUCUGUUACAUGCCUCAGUUCAGUUGGUUUACCCUGGAGCAGAAAAUUGACCUGAAGGCUGAAGGACUGUGGGAUGAGCUGUUGGAUGACCAGCCUGACAUCCUUAUACAAGACCGGUAUGAAGAAAGUCAGCUGCACGAGUCCAUCUACCAGCUGCAUGUGAAGUUGCUGGGAGGAGAUGGUCAGACUGUUAUCUCAGAACACACAGUCAGCCCCACAGAAGACCUCAGCACCUACUCUCACACCUGGAAAGAAGUGUCGCACGUCUUUUCAGGGUAUGGAAAGGGGGUGAGGUUUGUCCACUUCCUGCACAGACUGAAGAAUAAAUACAUGGUGGAGUUCUUCCCUACCUUGGUCACAGGCAGCUCUGUCAUCGUCAAGCCGACCUAAUCCAGCAGAGACUGACUGUCUAAUUAAAGUAUACACUGUCAAGUUUGUACUGAUUGUCAGCUAUCAUCAAGCCUACCUAAUCCAGCAGAGACUGACUGUCUAAUUAAAGUAUACACUGUCAAGUUUGUACUGAUUGUCAGCUAUCAUCAAGCUUACCUAAUCCAGCAGAGACUGACUGUCUAAUUAAAGUAGACACUGUCAAAUUUGUACUGAUUGUCAGCUAUCAUCAAGCCUACCUAAUCCAGCAGAGACUGACUGUCUAAUUAAAGUAGACACUGUCAAGUUUGUACUGAUUAUCAGCGAGGGUGGAAACAUGUCUUUUUAAUUUGCAAUAUCAUUUCUUGUCAUUUUACUACUGAAUGAAUGUUUGAAAAUAAAGGACAAAUGCUGCACA
Molecule: messenger RNA, 1188 nt
Organism: Hypomesus transpacificus
Lineage: Eukaryota; Metazoa; Chordata; Actinopteri; Osmeriformes; Osmeridae
Gene: nccrp1
Product: P1, F-box associated domain containing
Exons: 6
Coding region: 108-794 (228 amino acids)
Biological process (GO): glycoprotein catabolic process; SCF-dependent proteasomal ubiquitin-dependent protein catabolic process
Cellular component (GO): SCF ubiquitin ligase complex; cytoplasm
Molecular function (GO): ubiquitin protein ligase activity
Source: RefSeq, a predicted model, not a curated record